This is a messenger RNA of Magallana angulata, 1233 nucleotides long. RefSeq lists its product as uncharacterized. Bases 196 to 801 code for a protein of 201 amino acids. The transcript has 7 exons. The record is from RefSeq and is a predicted model, not a curated record. NCBI's taxonomy places the organism in Eukaryota, Metazoa, Mollusca, Bivalvia, Ostreida, Ostreidae.
UCCCCAUCCCCCCAUCCCCCACAGAAAGAAGAAACAGUUCGUAGCAAUUUGAAAAAUGGAAUAAACGAAAUUUCUAUUGAAAAAGGUAAAACGACUCCUGGUCCCAAUAGGUGAAAAGUUCAAGUAUAGUCCAUUUCUGCCGCUCUCCUUAUAAGAAACUGCAUACACGGGGAUAUAGCGCAAAUUGACAGGAAUAUGGAGAACUACCUCAAAGGAAUUGUUAUCAUUCUGCUGUCGGGAUUUGUUAAAGCCAGCUCUAACCCUUCUGCAAACAUAACAUAUGUCUUUCCAGACAACACGUGCGGUUUGCCCGUGUCAACGCGUCACACCAAUGCGUCACAAUUAUUCAUAUUUAAGUACGAAGGACGCGAGAUUCCUGAGGAUUGUCAGACGGUGGGUCUACACAGCAGUGACGCCUCGCUGAACCACUACGUACUCUGCGUCACGGCUGAGUCCUUCAUUGACCCAAAUUGUAGCGUCACCGUCCAGUUCACCUUUAGUAACAACGUCAUGGAAUUUAACUGCAAUACAACAGAAAAUGAAACAUUUUGCACAAACCAAGAGUCGGAACUAAAGGUUAAGACAAUGACAAAUGUUGGAUAUCAGAACGCCAAAUUUACAAUAUUCGUUCAAAACGAUCUGUCAACAAUACAUUCCGACAGUCUUGUGACAGACAUGGGGGUGGUAGCUGGAAUAGCAAUUGGCUGUACCCUGGGUGUUCUGAUCAUCGCCCUCGUAUGUUAUAUGUAUAUCAGGGGGAGGAACUCUAGUCGCGCUGCUUAUCAUUCUGCCAAGUCCUGAUGACUGUUACAGUAUCAAUUCUAAAAACCGUCAGAUGAGACAACCCAUGACAGAAUGAAUAUCGAUCCUACAUGUCAUUUUAACUCUCUGUAAGAUGAAUGCACGUAGAAGACAAACAAGCACCAAGAAGUAAAUGCAAAUUAAAAAGAGGUGAUGCAUCGGAUGUAUGGAUUUGUUAUUAUAAUAUUUGACAUCUACAUGUAGUUGUUGUAUUGGUUUAAUUCACUUUAAACUAAGUGUCAUCUGAGAUACCAUAAGAGAUAUCACACAGGAAAAUGAUGUUAAUAUAUGCCCACAUAUUUUUUAUCAAAUGCAUCCAUAUAAGUUUAUAUUUUUGUAUUUCAACAUUAUACGUAAUCUAUCUUUAUUAGUUAAUUUCGUAAAACAUUUAAUGUAUUUUCCAAUUUGAAUAGUAAACACUGUUUUUGAAUA